This is a messenger RNA of Akanthomyces muscarius, 1623 nucleotides long. RefSeq lists its product as uncharacterized. NCBI's taxonomy places the organism in Eukaryota, Fungi, Ascomycota, Sordariomycetes, Hypocreales, Cordycipitaceae. Bases 1 to 1623 code for a protein of 540 amino acids. The transcript has 4 exons. Gene Ontology annotation, molecular function: heme binding; oxidoreductase activity, acting on paired donors, with incorporation or reduction of molecular oxygen; monooxygenase activity. The record is from RefSeq and is a predicted model, not a curated record.
AUGGCGCUUUUACUCUACAGCUGGUACUUUUACGCAGUCGCCAUUCCCAGCCUCCUCCUUUCCAUUUCGACAAUUCUGCGAAAAUGCGGAUCAACGUCCAAAAGCACCAAGCGAUUUCCGGGGCCUAGGCAGUUCCCUGUGGUAGGCCGUGUACACGAUCUGCCCAGGUUCUCCAUGUGGCUCAAGUUCAAGGAGUGGGCAGAUACAUAUGGGCCAAUCUAUGAGACCUCGAUGAUGGGCCUGCGCUUCAUCGUCGUCACGGACGAGAGUAUGGCGCAGGAGCUACUGAUAAAAAAGGGCAAUUCUUUUUCCGGACGCACGCAAAUUCGUGCGCUCCUGGAUCAUAGAACCAGCCCUGUUUAUGUCGCUCUCCAAGACCGCAACGAAUCGUGGAAGCGACAGAGAAAAUGGGUGCAUGCAGCUAUGGCAUCCGCUAGUCAGGCCAACUUUUACGGCUACGUCGAUCGCGAAGUGAAGCGCUACCUCAUGACGCUUCUCGUCGACCCCGCGCGCUUCCAUGACAAUGCACGCGAGCUCACCGGCCGCAUCAUGACGACGCUCUCCAUCGACGACGCCGCGCAGGGCGCCCGCUUCGGCGCCAAGGCCACCGAGACGCUGCGCCAAAUGUCCAUCUCGGGGCCUAUCAUCAAUGCGCUGACGCCACUGUAUGCCCUGUGCGACAUGGUAGGCUACAACCCGUGGCGCACGUUUGAAGAAAAGCGCGAGGGUGAGAUGCGCCGCUGGUGGCGGCAGAAUCUGCAGGUUGCCAAGAAGAGAUUCCUACAAGGGUCGUUGCCGGAGAAUACGUGGUCGUAUCGCUAUCUGGCGCAGGUAGCAGCUGGUGAGGGUAGCAAGGGUAAGAACCCAAGCCUGGAGCAGAGCAGCGAGGAGGAGGAUUUUGCGGCCUGCAUGCUGGGGUUCCAGACCAUGGUGGGUGUCGUCACGGUGGCAGGCCCAAUUCAGUACUUUAUCAUGGCCAUGGGUCUGCAUCCGAAAUGGCAGAAAAAAAUGCAAGAGGAAAUUGAUCGCGUCUGUGGCGAUCGCAUGCCGCAGAUCGGUGAUUAUGAGCAGCUACCGACUGUGCGCGCGUGUGUCAAGGAAUCAUUACGAUGGAGGUCAACUGUGCCUCUUGGCGUACCGCAUCGGUGCGAGGAAGAUGUCGAAUAUCGCGGCGUCACCAUUAAAAAAGACGACGUUGUGCUCGCAUGCGAAUGGGCCCUCAACAGAGUACCAGAACAAUAUCCCGACCCCGAAAACUUCCGCCCUGAGCGCUGGCUUGAGCGCGGCUGGCCGACGUACAUGGAACCGCUCUCGAGAUAUCCCAACCUGCGCGAAGGCAAGGGCAUGCAUACCUUUGGCUGGGGCCGACGCAUGUGCCUGGGCCAGUCUAUUGCCGACCACGAGCUUUUCAUUGUUGGAGCGUCUGUUGUCUGGGGUUUCAGCGUUUCCGCCAAACAAUGCCCCUUAACUGGAGAAGAGAUCGUCUUUGACGACCAGGCGACCAAUUCAAGCGUCAUUCUCGAGCCGACAACUUUUCCAAUGAACUUGAAGCCCAGAUCGCCAGGGCAUGCCAAGGAUAUAAUGCGACAGUAUGAGUCAAUGCAGACAGAAAUGCGAGCCUAG